Messenger RNA from Mauremys reevesii (Reeves's turtle), 1657 nucleotides. RefSeq names its product myosin regulatory light chain 2, smooth muscle minor isoform. NCBI's taxonomy places the organism in Eukaryota, Metazoa, Chordata, Testudines, Geoemydidae. The transcript is spliced from 3 exons. The record is from RefSeq and is a predicted model, not a curated record. The coding region runs from base 16 to 534 and encodes 172 amino acids. Gene Ontology annotation, cellular component: cytoplasm. Gene Ontology annotation, molecular function: calcium ion binding.
AAUCCAACAGCCAUCAUGUCUAGCAAAAGGGCAAAGACCAAGACCACUAAGAAGCGCCCUCAGCGCGCAACCUCCAAUGUGUUUGCAAUGUUCGAUCAGUCACAGAUUCAAGAAUUCAAAGAGGCCUUCAACAUGAUUGAUCAGAACAGAGAUGGCUUCAUUGACAAAGAAGACCUGCAUGAUAUGCUCGCUUCCCUUGGAAAGAAUCCAACUGAUGAAUACCUGGAUGCUAUGAUGAAUGAAGCUCCAGGUCCCAUAAACUUCACUAUGUUCCUUACAAUGUUUGGAGAAAAACUAAAUGGCACAGAUCCAGAAGAUGUAAUCAGAAAUGCUUUUGCUUGCUUUGACGAAGAAGCAACAGGGUUCAUUCAAGAAGAUUAUCUGAGAGAGCUGCUGACGACAAUGGGAGACAGAUUUACAGAUGAAGAAGUAGAUGAGCUAUACAGAGAGGCACCAAUUGACAAAAAGGGAAAUUUCAAUUACAUUGAAUUCACACGCAUCCUUAAACAUGGAGCAAAAGACAAGGAUGAUUGAACAAAAUUUCAGACACCGGCAGCUAGCUCUAGUUUUCACUUGCGUUUAUUUUUGAGGGUUUUUUCCUGGUAGAACCUGUUGCAUGCAUCUAGCUUUUACAGCUUUUGCCUUUUUUCAGUAUAUUUAUCUAUUCCAGGCCAUUCUGGCACACUUGCACCUGUGUAAUCAAGCUGGAUGUGGGGGAUAUUGUAGUGAAAAGAAUCUGGGGACAAAGAUCAAUGAAUUUGAAGGCCCAGGAAAAAAGUCUCAAUGUUUCUGGUUUAGCUGGAUUUUUACAUUUUUGUAAUAAUGUCCUUUUGAAAUAAAGAUUGCUAUAUAAAUAAAAUACCUCAAACUGUUUUGUAAAGUGACAUUUUCUUGUUACUAAAUGUCAUCAAGAGUAGGUACAUAUGCUUUUAAAAAUGAAAUCUGGGUAAGACUCAAGAUGUUACAGUAAGUUUACAGUUUAUAAAAUGUUUGCAUCAAGUACUAUUUCUUUAUACUUAAGUGAGGCAGUGAUUCUCCAUUUUAUAAUAUUGUGAAAAGUACUGGUGCCUAAAUUUAAACACUCACAACUAAUGGCUUUAGUCUCUGGAGGGAAGUCUGGCUAGUGUAUAAUGUAGGCAUAAACAGAAUGAUUGGAGAAGACUUGCAGUUGAACAGCAACCACUUCUUUCUUCCCUGAAUUGUGCUGCUGAUGUAAACUGCUUUCAUGAUUUUUGUGUGUGCAUACUGAUUAGCCCUUAUUUAUUUUCCUUUACUUGAAGAGUGGGAGUAUUUUGGAAAAUUGUAACUUGGAGAACAGGAAUAUAGAAGAUAAGACAAGCAUGAUGCUAAUGUUUCAAGUAGGAGGGGACAUGUUUAUAUUUCCAUUCUGCCCCCUCCCCACCAAUAACUUGUUCUAGACUGAGGUGUCUGCACUACCACUACUGAAUGACUGCAUUUAAAAAAUGAUGUAUUGUUGCUAUACAAGCCCCUUGAUUUCAUGUGCAACUGCAGUAUGAUCAGAACUCACUUUUUUUUCAGCUACCCAUUCUUAAACAAUCGUGCUGAUGUUAAUAAGGGUCUUCCUUGUGUGGUGAUGUUAUCAAUUAAGUACAUGUGCUGCUGUCAUGAUCUAAAAAGUAGGAUGCAAAUAGAUGAU